AUGGAAUUUGCAACAGCACUAGUGUUCAUUUUCAUUGCCUGUGCUUGUGGCAUAAUUUGGGCCAUAUUCAAUUGGAUUGCAGUGCACAAAUUGGAAAUCCAUCAUAAACAUGAAGGAUUAACAGAAUUACUUUAGGGAGCUGAAUAAGAAAAGAUUGAGACCUUGCUUGAGAUAGGAGAACACAUAUAAGAUGUAUUUGAAUUAGUUUAUUGUAGGGUGCCUAAGCAUUUUUAAAAGAGGAAUAUACAGAUUGCUCUAUGUUUUUGGCUGUUAUGGCUGCAUUGUUGAUUGUAUGUUUAUUUAUCAUAAUCUUAGUUCAUUUCACCAUGGUCAUCUUUGGCUUUUAUUUUGGGAGCAGCAACAUCAAUGCUUUGUGGCUAUUUAGGUAUGGCAAUUGCAACAGCAGCUAAUUUUAGAACAGCAUUUUCAGCAAUCACAUCAUUAGCGAAUGCGUUUUAAGUAUAUAAAAAUUUUAAAAUUUAUAAGAUGGCCUACAGAGGAGGAUGUGUCAUGGGUUUCUUAUUAGUUUCGAUAUCACUUGCCAUACUAUCCCUUCUUAUUAUUAUUUACAAUGCGAUAAUUGUUAAGAGUGAUGAAAAUAAUUAUGAGGAUUUAGUAAGAAUGUUUGAUUAUGUUGCUGCUUAUGGAUUAGGUGGAUCAACAUUUGCUUUAUUUGGUAGAGUAGGUGGUGGUAUAUAUACAAAAGCUGCAGAUGUUGGAGCAGAUUUAGUCGGAAAGGUUGAGAAGAAUUUACCAGAAGACAGUCCUAAAGUAAGAUAUUAAAUUUAAUAUUUAUAGAAUCCAGCCACAAUUGCUGAUAAUGUCGGUGAUAAUGUUGGUGAUAUUGCUGGAAUGGGAGCUGAUUUAUUUGGAUCAUUUGCUGAAUCUACUUGUGCUGCUUUAGUUGUGUCAUCAACUUAAUUAAGAGUUCAAACUGAUACAGGUUAUACUAUAGAAAUUGGAUAAUUAAUGUAUCCUUUAAUGGUUUCAGCAUUUGGAAUUGGAAUAUGUAUAUUAGUAUCUGCUUAUGCUGUUUACAUUUCAAAAGUAAAUCAUAUUAAUAAAAUUGAAUCUACNUAUAUAAAUGUACAUUAAACAACUUGA
Paramecium primaurelia is the source of this 1104-nucleotide messenger RNA. The record is from the annotation of a GenBank genome assembly. Lineage: Eukaryota; Ciliophora; Oligohymenophorea; Peniculida; Parameciidae.